AUGAGCAAAAAAGAAAUUAAAAAGGAUGGGGAGACGACGGCAGUGCCAGGAAUAAAAGGAAUUAUUGCUACUAUUACCAAAGAACACGGCGAAGGAGUUAUUACUACCUUGGAGGAAAGCAAAGAACACGAAAAAGAAGUUCUCUCAACGGGAAGUGGUUAUGUAAUGGGAAAAAUAAUAGAAAUUUAUGGAUUAGAGUCUAGUGGCAAAAGCACUUUGGCUUUACACGCAGUUGCCGAGUGCCAAAGAUUGGGAAAAGUGGCCGUUUACAUUGAUUUAGAAAACGGAUUGGAUAGACAAUAUGCCGUUAAUCUUGGAGUAAAAGGCGAAGAAUUAGCAAUUGUUUCUCCUCGCGGGGGCGAAGAGGCUUUUGCCAUAAUGAGUGAAUUAAUUGCCCAAGGCGUUGGCUUAAUUGUGGUGGAUUCAGUCUCUAAUUUAAUUCCUCGAUUACGUAGAUUAAAGAGCGAAUUAACGCAUAAAAAAACGAUUAUCAUUUUCAUUAACCAAAUCCGGAACAAAAUUUCCCCUAAUUACUUGCCUGGUAAUCCAACUACUACUACGGGAGGAAUGGCUUUACGCUUUGAUGCUGACUUACGAAUUUAUUUAAAAAAAGGCGACGAAAUUAAAAGAAACAAUGCCGUAGUUGGUGUAGAAAUAGGAGCCAAAAUAGUCAAGAACAAAUUAGCCGCUCCGGGAGCAACAACCAAUUUAGAACUAAUUUUCUCUCAUGGCGUGCAAAAAGAGCGAGAAAUAAUUGAUUUGGCGACCGAAAAAAACUUGUUUGAAAAAAGCGUUAUUAUCGGUGCGGGUCCGGCUGGAUUAACAGCAGCGAUUUAUGCUAAAAGAGCUUUGCUAAAAAUUUUGCUCCUGGAAAAGUCCUUGGCUGGUGGUAAAUUAAACAAAACAGCCGAAAUUGAAAAUUUUCCCGGUUUUAUUUCUAUUCGGGGGCCAGAAUUAGCCGAGAAAUUUAGUCAACAAAGUUUUAUGACUAAAACAGUAAUUAUUGCUUCGGGAACUAUUGAAAAUGAAUUGGGUGUGCCGGGAGAAAAAGAAUUUACUAACCAAGGGGUUUCUUAUUGUGCUAUUUGUGAUGGUGGGGGUUACUCGGCAUUGGAAGCGGCUUUGUAUUUAAGUAAUUUGGCCAGUAAAGUUUAUCUUAUUCAUCGUCGGGACAAUUUUCGCACAGAAAGAGAAAUUGUAGAGCGGGUAGAGAAAAAUCCCAAAAUAAUCCUAAUCACUAAUAGUGUAGUAAAGGAGAUUUGUGGUCAGGAUAAAGUAGAAAAAUUAAUCAUUCAUCGUCUUGAUAAUAACAGGGAAAGAGAGUUACCGGUUGAGGCUGUUUUUCCCCAAAUUGGGCUCUCGCCACUUAGUGGUUUUGCUCACCAAUUAGGAGUUUGUGACCCCCAGUGUUAUAUCAAAAUUAAGGAAGAUUGUUCCACUGAAAUAAUUGGUUUGUUUGCGGCUGGGGACGCGGCUCGUAGCCACCCAGAAAAAAUUAAGCAAAUUGUCACGGCGGCGGCCGAAGGGGCGGUGGCUGCCCAAGCCGUGAUUAAAUAUUUGGAAAAAGAGAAUUCUUAA
This is a messenger RNA of Cetraspora pellucida, 1578 nucleotides long. The record is from the annotation of a GenBank genome assembly. Lineage: Eukaryota; Fungi; Glomeromycota; Glomeromycetes; Diversisporales; Gigasporaceae.